CUGGGUCUCCUCGCGACCUUGGCCGUCGCCUCCACGAGCGAGGACUUCGGCAUGAGCUACGGCCAGCGCCUCGCGCUGCGCGACGCCGUCGUCGAGAUGCACGGCCACGCGCACCGGGCCUACAUGGCGCACGCGUUCCCGCACGACGAGCUCAUGCCCCUGAGCUGCCAGGGCCGGCGCUGGGACAAGCGGCGGCGCGGCACGCUCGACGACGUGCUCGGCGGCUACCUCAUGACGUUGGUCGACGGCGCGGACACGAUGCUGACGAUCGGCGACUACGAGAGCUUCGCGGCCACGCUGGACGUCAUCGCAGCGACGCUCACCUUCGACCGGGACGUGACCGUGUCGACGUUCGAGGCGUGCAUCCGCGUGCUGGGAGGUCUGCUGUCGGCGCACUACCUCGUGACGGCCGACGCGCUGCGGCCCGCGGUCCUGCGCGCGGCGGCGAACGCGACGGACCCCGCGGCGGCGGUGGACCGCUGGGCGCGGUCCCUGCGGAGCCUGGCAACGGAUUUAGGGCGGCGGUUGCUGCCGGCGUUCGACACGCCGACGGGCAUCCCCGCGCACCGCGUGAACCUGCGACGGGGCGUCGCGACGUCCGAGAGCCGCGAGACGUGCUCCGCGGCCGCGGGGACCAUGCUCCUGGAGAUGUCCAAGCUCAGCGCGUUGACGGGCGACGGGCGCUUCGAGGCCGCGGCGCGGCGCGCGCUCGACGAGCUCUGGCGGCGCCGGUCCAAGGUCACGGACCUCGUCGGGUCGACGGUGCACACGCACACGGGCCAGUGGCUCGCGCCGAACACGGGCGUCGGCGCGGGCGUUGACUCCUACUACGAGUACAUGGUCAAGGCGGCCAUUUUUCUGGAUGACGCGCCGCUGCUGCACCGGGGCCUCGCGGGCGUGCGCGCCGCGCACAACGAGACGUCCUUCCGGGACCCGGCGUCGGCGCUGCUCUGGAACGUCGAGGUCUACCGGGAUUCGGGCCGCUAUUUUGGCCACCGCGUGUCGGCGCUGCAGGCCUUCUGGCCGUCGCUGCUGCUCAUGGCGGGCGACGUCGGCGCGGCGCGCGACACGUUCAAGGCCUACUGGUCCGUGUGGCGCAAGUACAAGUCGCUCCCGGAGCUCUUCGAUCUCUCCAAGAACGACGUGCUGACCUUCGCCAAGGACUCGCCGCUGCGGCCGGAGCUCGCGGAGUCGGCGCUGCAUUUAUAUCUGAAGACGCGCGACGCGCACUUCCUCGUCGUCGGCCGCGAGCUCGUCGCGGCGCUGAACAACAUCUCGCGCGUGCCCUGCGGCUUCGCGUCCAUCGCCGACGCGACGACGCACCGCCUCGACGACCGCAUGGACUCCUACUUCUUCGCGGAGACGCUCAAGUACCUCUUCCUCCUCUUCGAC
Aureococcus anophagefferens is the source of this 1392-nucleotide messenger RNA. RefSeq lists its product as hypothetical. Gene Ontology annotation, cellular component: endoplasmic reticulum; membrane. Gene Ontology annotation, molecular function: mannosyl-oligosaccharide 1,2-alpha-mannosidase activity; calcium ion binding. The annotation marks the transcript as partial. The transcript has a single exon. Gene Ontology annotation, biological process: mannose trimming involved in glycoprotein ERAD pathway; carbohydrate metabolic process; endoplasmic reticulum mannose trimming. The record is from RefSeq and is a predicted model, not a curated record. Lineage: Eukaryota; Pelagophyceae; Pelagomonadales; Pelagomonadaceae.